CCAAUCUCUGUCUCUCUCUUUCUUUCUUGCUUUCUCUCACACACUCUCUUCCUUUUCCUCGUGUCCUCUCUUCCUCCUCUUGUUGUCUCUGGUCCGAAUCGCACGGUGCUUUCCUCGUCAUUUUCACCUUCCUCCCUGGAAUCCGCCUUCUGUGCUGUGCUGAUAGCGUCGCUGCCUCUGCUUCCGCGGGCCGCUUUGUCUGCUGCUGCCAAGUCACCGGGGUCAGUUUGCUUCACUCUUCAUCUCCAUCAGCGCCUGUCGCCGUCGAACUCGGCCUUCAUCACCCUCUCUGCCAUCACUUGCUAUGCGGAUCGGGCCUUCCCGCCAUCGGUGCCCAUUCUUCCGGUGCUGAGCGAGUGCAGUCGAUGCCGGCCAGCUUGACCCCCAUCCGCUUGGGUUCUUCGAUGCGAUCCGCACCAUGGCACCUCCAUACCCCAGUUCCCAGGCCCCCCUGACAAGCUAUCCGCCCUCCUUUCUAUCGCUCCAGGACCAGAACCCCCCACUGUCGGCUUACUCGAUCCUGGGGACCGGGCAGUAUCCCGAGAGCGUCGCAUUCUGGCACAAUCCGCCCGCGCAACCCCAGCCUCCACUUCCUCCCGCCGCCAUCGCCGCCUCCUAUCCGUCGGGCCCCCCCAAGCCCCAGUCUCUCCUACAACCCGCGUCAGACCAGAAGAAGCAUAAGCGCACCCGCAGCGGCUGUUUCACCUGUCGCUCCCGUCGGAUCAAGUGUGAUGAGGCCCGCCCCAUCUGCGACAGAUGUCGGAAAGGGAACCGUGACUGUGUGUAUCCAUCGGCCACUGCGGGCGCGUCCAAGUCAGGAGCUCGUGCCGUCUCCAAGCCCCGAGGGUCGUUGUUGCGCGGGACUGAAUCUUCCAGUCAGGCGGGAUCCGAGGAGCUUCGCGUUUUGGAGCCCAUCGCCGAUGAGGAGGAGGAUGGGACUAGCGUCGGGUCGAGUGCCCAUCUGUCACCGUCAACCGCCCCGACUCCAACAACAUGGCCCAAGCCAAGCCCUCCCAAAAGACAGACCGGGCAGUCCCUGAGGCAGCCCGGGGGGAAGCCGUUUGUGGCUACCGAGCCAGGCAACUCACGGAUCGAGGCCAGUACUUCGCCUUCACCGUCCACAGAUACGUCAUCUCGAUUUGACUCGUUGAGCGCUCGGUCGGCCAGCGUUGGCGCUUCCCUGCCCGACCCAGCAGGGUUUGGUUUGCCCAGCAUAACUCAUUUGGCCGACGACCUGCGAUUCUAUCUCACUUAUCAUCAAGAGUUCAUCACAUAUCGACACUAUUUUCUCAAACCGGCGAAUGACCGGUUCGUUCAUCAAAGUAUCAUCGAACUGGCACUGCAGUAUGAUCCCCUGCUGUAUGCGGUGGUGGGAUUUUCAGCAUAUCACCGUUGUGUUCAGACUGAUAGUGGGAAGCUGUACACCUUUCUGAAGUACUACAACAUCGCGUUGACGCUGCUUCGCAAGUCCCUGGGCUCUGGUGAGCCUCAUAGUGAGGCCAUGCUGAUCACGGUGCUAGUCCUCACCACGUUUGAGGAAUCCAUCGGGGACUGGGUCAACCUCAUUGGCCACCAUCAAGCGGCUCACGCCUUGGUGCGGGAGAUUUUGACACCGGAAUCAGCCAGCUUGAACGAGCUUCAUAGCAAUAUAUUCACUUGGUACGCCCGCUUUGAUGUGGUCGCCGGGAUUCUGGCCGGGAAUGAGACAAUCUUGGGCCGGGAAUGGUACAUUGCGAAAGAAGAGUAUGAUGCCCAGCAGGCCGCCCUGCACCCGGGCGAUGUGGAGAAGCAGCUGGCGCUGGCAAACUCGAUCAACCGUCGGUUUGGGCUGGAGAUGGCGUCACUGUAUGCCAAGCUAUCUCGCGGACUGAUCCCGAUCAACGAGUUUAUGGUUCACAAUGAGGUUUUGGGACAAACCUUGGAGCGAGUGAGAGGCAUCCUAGAGACCUUCCACAACUCGGAGUACACCGUGCGCGACUAUCCAUAUCGCGUCCCUUUGACCCCAGAGGACAUUGUGGAUCCGUACAUCCCCGGAGGAUUGCAUCACGGGCCCCUCUGGGAAGUCAACAUGACGUGGAUCGACUACUACUCCACCAAGGCCAUGUACAAGUAUCAGACGCUCUUAUCGGUUAAACAAUCAUCGGUAGAAGAACUGGGAGCUCUCUCGAUGGAGCUGGCCCGGUUGAUGGAAGCCGUGGAUCGGUGGCCAGUGAAGGAAAACGGGUAUAUCCUGUCGUUCAAGAAUAGCAUCGGAAUGGCCGCCAUGUUUUGCCCUCGGGACGAGCGGUACAUCAUGUGGGCGCGGCGGAAGUUCGCUCAAUUGGAGCAAAGCGGGUACGUUGUUGCGGCGGCCUUCCGGACUGCCCUAGCGGCGCUUUGGCAGAAGCCCGAAAUCAACGGCUGGUGGCUCCCUGAUGAAGAGGGAUACCCGAGCAUCAUUCGUGAAGUGCGAGCGAUGACGGAAGAACGCACGAGCCACCCUCGCGAUAACUUCCGCGAAGACGUCAGCCAUAUGAAGACGCUGUUCUGGAACAUCACUCUGGACGACACUGAAAGCGAGAGCAGUCCCACCUCGGUGGGAACGGACAUCCGGUGAAUAUGACCAGUCACCGUGGUUCCCUGUACGACCGGAGGGCUGAGAUGUCUCACAAGCAGACGCUCAUGACAAAGGCUUCCCUUACAGUGCUGCCCUCUGUGACCUAGCCCUAAGCACGUGCAUAACACCCCAUGAACUGAUGUGAAUCCGUCCAGCCCUGACCUUUCCACCACCCCUCCUGCCGGUCACCCCUUCUUUACCGUCACACUUUCUAAUUCCGUCGUGGCUUAGCCAUGUCUUUCCGCUCGGACAAUGUGAUGAUGCAUGACCAGUACUCCGUACAUAUGAGAGAAAUGAUACCCGGAUUGAGUCAGAGCCAAUGAUGGACCAUACUUACAUACUGACAUGCCUACAUAGCUCUUGGAUCAUAUACAUACGCUAGAUACCCAAACAGCAUAG
Messenger RNA from Aspergillus ibericus CBS 121593, 2995 nucleotides. Its product is annotated as Zn(II)2Cys6 transcription factor. The transcript has 3 exons. The coding region runs from base 419 to 2596 and encodes 725 amino acids. Gene Ontology annotation, biological process: positive regulation of transcription by RNA polymerase II. NCBI's taxonomy places the organism in Eukaryota, Fungi, Ascomycota, Eurotiomycetes, Eurotiales, Aspergillaceae. Gene Ontology annotation, cellular component: nucleus. Gene Ontology annotation, molecular function: zinc ion binding; DNA-binding transcription factor activity, RNA polymerase II-specific; transcription cis-regulatory region binding. The record is from RefSeq and is a predicted model, not a curated record.